This is a messenger RNA of Amoebophrya sp. A120, 620 nucleotides long. The record is from the annotation of a GenBank genome assembly. NCBI's taxonomy places the organism in Eukaryota, Dinophyceae, Syndiniales, Amoebophryaceae.
GUCUUCUCGUGUGUUGGCAGAAGCUUUUUUUCUAUCACUGCGAGUGGGCCCACGACACGACCAGGAAGUCGAGUAGCUUUCUCAAUUCAUAUCUCGUACAAGAAACUACCCCCCUGAAAUAAAAGAACCCACACGGCACUACAAACAGCUUCUGUUCUUGCGGCAUUAUAGUAUGCAGAAGGAGAUUUUGUCGGGCAUGAGGAGACAGCUCAUGCGCCGAUGAGGUCGUAAAUGUCGCUCGGGUAUGGAUUGCAAAAAUGUCUGGGUCUGGAAGAUUGCAACUUGUCAUGCUAAAUCCGAACCAUGCAGAAAUCUGUGCUGCAUGAGUGCCAAAAGCUGUCCACUUUCGACCACGUUGGCAGGGAGUUUCUCAUGCUGGAUGGGCAUGGCAGAGACCUCACAGAGUCUGUCAUGCUAGGUUCCGCAUUCCAGACCUCAUGGGUCAUGAAAAACCUGCAUGACAAGUUUACACUCUUCCAGACAUCCAGGGAUAUUUGCAGUUCAUAUCGGGGUUAAGAUAUAGCAGACCCGUUGUUCAGAGGAAUAACCAACGUAAAAAAAUCCCAGAAUUUUUUCUGAAGCCAUAUCAAUUGUUGUAACGCUGACGGCGCUGCUGUACU